Messenger RNA from Phlebotomus papatasi, 9029 nucleotides. It is a transcript of the gene scalloped, whose product is annotated as protein scalloped. The record is from RefSeq and is a predicted model, not a curated record. Bases 1110 to 2348 code for a protein of 412 amino acids. Gene Ontology annotation, molecular function: DNA-binding transcription factor activity, RNA polymerase II-specific; RNA polymerase II cis-regulatory region sequence-specific DNA binding. Gene Ontology annotation, cellular component: transcription regulator complex. The transcript has 9 exons. NCBI's taxonomy places the organism in Eukaryota, Metazoa, Arthropoda, Insecta, Diptera, Psychodidae. Gene Ontology annotation, biological process: hippo signaling; embryonic organ development; regulation of transcription by RNA polymerase II.
GUUUGAGUCUGGCAAGGGGAGUAGAGCACCAGGAACACGUAAUUCGUCAUCCUAAAGACAUUGGCAACAAUUGCCAAUUUUCGUGCAUAACACCUCUUCACCGUUCGGCAGGUUUAUUGAGCGAUUUCUGAGGUGUUGUGAUUUGAGAAUGGCGUAAAAAUAGUUCGUCAUGGUGUAAUGACGAAGAAGGUGAAAAGUUUUUGAGCUUUUCGGUAUCAGAAGAAAAAGUGAGAAGCUAGAAAGAAAAAUUGGUGCAAAAUUAUUAUUAUUAUUAUUUCUUUUUUUUGCGCCAAAAUGAAAAACCGUGUUGUGUGAGAAAUUAUUGUGAUUGUGAUGAAAAACAGAGAAAGAAAUUAAUCGUGCAAGUGCAUUGAGAGUGAGGAAAUGCAGUAAAGGUGUGAUUUAAGUCAAAAACAAAACAAUUUACUCUUGAAAGAAUAAAUUAAUGAGAUCUUUGCACUUUUCAUUCUCAAUAUAUUCACAAAGUGAUGAAGGAAAAGUUUUAACACGUUCUUUUUUUUUUGUUGAUAAGGGCUAUUGAUUGCAAGUCUUUAUUUUUUGGAUGAAAUCCAAAAGCUAUCCAUAUUUUUUUUUAAUUUUUGUGAAGAGAAAAACUUGUGGAAAAUUAUUGUGUGGGUGAAGUUUGAUCCCUGAGAAAGAAUCUCUUAUGUACGUCUAAACAAAAAGGGAAGAAAAUAACCCCAAGAUAAUUUUCUUUGGGAGGAUCUGUUUUUUUUUAUUCGAAUACAUGAGAACAGUGCACGAUAAAUUCAGCAGAGAUUGGAGGCAGAAAAAGGGAAUUCUUUCCAAUAUAGGAUGAAAUUGGGAAAGUGACUUUUUUCAUGUGAAAACUAGAGAAUAAUAAAAAGAAAAAUUGUCGUGAUAUUGAAGACAUUUAAAUCAAUAUAUCGGAUGCUGUGAAAGUUUGUGUUUUUGUCUAAAAGGUUUAAAUAUUCAGUCCAUAAAAAAUAUCCAUGAUUGACCUAUCAAAAGGGGAAAUUAACCAUUUAGUUGUGUUAAAUUUUCAUUCUGUAUUGUGAACGUAUUUAGGUGAAAAGUUUCAACAACAAAAUAAGUUGUGUAGACAGCGUUUUUCCAGCUUCUUAUCAAUGGAUUGUGAUUACUCAAAGUUAUUCUAUGCGAAACAUAGUGUCGUUGGAACCGCCACCAUAACGUCUCCGUGGACACCAGUUAGUGCCGGUCCAUUGGGACCGGCCGACACAAAUGGCGCAGGCUCAGACUCAAAGCAUUUGGAUGUUGGGGACAUGAGCGAUGAUGAGAAGGAUUUGUCGUCGGCCGAUGCUGAGGGUGUUUGGAGUCCGGACAUUGAACAGAGCUUCCAAGAAGCUCUUGCUAUAUAUCCACCAUGUGGAAGGCGAAAAAUUAUCCUGUCCGACGAAGGAAAGAUGUAUGGUCGAAAUGAACUGAUAGCCCGCUAUAUUAAAUUACGGACAGGAAAAACAAGAACACGGAAGCAAGUUAGUUCACACAUUCAAGUUUUGGCGCGAAGACGACUGCGAGAAGUUCAGGCAAAAUUGAAAGUGCAAUUUUGGCAACCGGGUUUGCAAGCCGGAACUUCACAAGAUGUCAAGCCCUUCGCACAGCCACCCUAUCCCACUGGAAAACCAUCUGCAACAACAGUUUCGGCCGCUGUUGAAAGUGGACUCCAGACAGCCCUGCCGCCCCCUUGGGAGGGUAGAGCCAUUGCCACCCAGAAAUUUCGAAUGUUGGAAUUUUCAGCGUACAUGGAACUUCAUCGCGACGAGACAUAUCACAAACAUCUCUUUGUUCAUAUAAGUGGACAGCCAACAUAUUCGGAUCCGCUCCUAGAGUCGGUGGAUAUUAAACAAAUCUACGAUAAGUUCCCGGAGAAAAAGGGAGGCCUUAAGGAAUUAUACGAAAAGGGUCCACAAAAUGCAUUCUUCCUAGUUAAGUUUUGGGCAGAUCUCAAUACAAAUGUUCAAGAUGAAACGGGUGCCUUCUACGGUGUUACCAGCCAAUAUGAAAGUAAUGAAAAUAUGGUGAUCACCUGUUCAACAAAGGUGUGCUCAUUUGGUAAGCAAGUGGUGGAAAAGGUGGAAACGGAAUACUCACGGCUGGAAAAUGGACGUUUCGUGUAUCGCAUCCAUAGGUCACCAAUGUGUGAAUAUAUGAUUAAUUUCAUCCUCAAGCUGAAACAUUUGCCCGAGAAAUACAUGAUGAACAGUGUUCUCGAGAAUUUUACUAUACUACAGGUGGUAUCAAACAAAGAGACACAAGAGACACUUUUGUGUACUGCGUACGUCUUUGAGGUGUCAUCCAGCAAUCACGGAGCUCAACAUCAUAUCUAUCGCCUCAUGAAGGAAUAGCCAAUCGACAGUAAGACCAGUGUGGACAGUGAUGAUGGUAGUAGGAUUAAAAUGGAAAAUGAUAUUUAAUAUCAGCAAUAGCAGACACUCUUCUAUUUUCCCACGGUUUUUUUUUUUUUUUUGAACCAACAACAGAUAAUAGCAAAGUCCCUUUCCAGUUUACUUUUUUUUUAUUAAUUUUAAAUCGUGUUUUAUGUCACGCAAAUUGAUUUUUACAAUACUUUAUCCCCUCAAUAUUGUCCUUUUUUUCUCUGUUGUGAAUUAAAACAUGUUGAUGGGAUAUUUUAGUAUUAUCCCUAAAUUUUUUUUUAAUAAAACAAAUGUUGAUUUUCUCAAUUUUUGAAUUUUACUUCUAAAACUGAAAUGAUAGAGAACUUUGGUCAUGCAAUGCAGAUGAAAACCAAGAAAUGGAAGUAAAUGAAGAGCAAAGAAAUAGACAGAGCAAGGAAAAUCAUUGCAACAAAAAGCAAGAUACACAAAAAAAACUGCAACAAUAAUAAAAAUGCUAUUAAUAACAAUAAAAUACAUAAUAAAAAAAUAUAUGUAUAUUAUAUGGAAAAGAAAUACAAUAUGAAAUUAAUUUAUUAAUUAUUGUAAUUAGAGCGGAAAGCCAUUGCAAGUGAAUGAAAGUUGAGAAAUAAUAAAAAUCCACAACAAAAUACAACGCUAAGACAUUUCAUAGACCCCCCUCCCCCUCAAGAAUGGAAGGAAUAAAAAGAAAACCAUUGCAAUUCAGUUUUUUUUUAAUUUUGUAAAUCAAUGUGCAAAGAGAAGAAAAAACAUGAUGGAUAGAUAAAAAAAGAAUAAGAGAAAAAUUCAUAGUGCCUACAAAAUACAACACUAGGAUAUAGUAUUACUAGGAUAAAUGGAAGUAAAAAAAAAAGAGAAAAUAAAAUAUUUUACGAAAGAUCAACCAAGAAGUAGUGUGUUAAAUCAUGAAAAAAAAAUGUCCACAGAAAAAAUGAAGUUAGUAAAAAGAAAUCACUAAGAACAAUAAAAUAAAAAUAAGACAAAAAAAAGAGUGAAAAAUCACAAUUGAGUGAAAAGGAGAAAGAAAAACCUAUUGAGCAUCUUUUAAUGAAACACAAAAAAUUCAAAAAAUAAAAAAAUAUAUAUAAAAGAAGAGAAAAAAUGAUAAUCGUAGAUAAGAAUGUGUAUAAAGAAAAAAAAUCUAUUCUUAUUAAAGGUAAGAUAAAUCAUUUUCAUGUUGAAUAGGAAAAAAAACAAGAAGAAAAAAAAAACAAAACGGCAAACAAGUGUAAUAUUACCUUUGAAUGAUAAACUAAAUAUUUACGAGGCAGAGUGAACUUCCUUAGAAAAGUCCUAAUUUUAUUUUAUUUUAUUUUUUUUUAAUUUGGCCACAGUGUAAUAAACUCAAUCAGAAACAGUUUUUUUUCUCAAAAAACUCCUUUGGUGUGCAAUAUGAGAAAUUUUUUCUACAUUGAAAAUUUUUUAUUGAUAUCAUAUUUAUGACGAUAAAAAAACAGCAUAACAGAAACUUUUUUAUAAUUUUACAUGACUCUGUUUUCUACAUGAAAAGAACUCUAUUAUUUUUCCAGUGGGAUUUUUUUAUUUCCAUUUUAAUAUUUCCUUCAUAUAUAUAUUUUUUAAUUUACUGCAAUAACUUUUAUAUUUCAGUCAGACAAUACCCAGUAAAUCAGUGUCAGUUUACAGAAUAUCUCUCUAUUCCAUAAAUUCUGAUUGUUGAAUCACACGAAAAUGGAAUGCAAAUUCAAUGGCUGAGAGACUUGCUUUAUUCAUAUAUUUAUUUAAAAAAAAAACAAUUAAUUACUAUUUAUUUUCAGGAGAUAGAGGAGACAAAAUCGAUUGAAAAUCACAAACAGUGGGCGGGGCUAAAAAUGUUCCGCCCGCACUCACCUGAUGAGUAAAUCGAGCAAAUCCCAAUACGAAUUCCACUUUCUUUAUUACCUAAAUGUCUCUCAUGUUUAUUUGCCUUGGUUUCAGAAUAAUAAGCCACGCCCCUAAGGGUCUAAAUGGGGUCAAACUGAUCUAUUUGAGCUCUAUUUGAAAUCCGGCUAAUUGGGGAGAGGGACAUUUAAAUUUAUUGAAUCUUUAGAUGACGUUCGACAAACUGUAAGCUUAGUAAAAAAAAAAUAUUCAUCAACUGUCAAUGUUUGACAGCUGUCAGCCGGAUAUCCAAGUGUCAGAUAACGAAGAGCUAAGUGUAUACACAGGUCAUCUAUUCGAUAUCCGGCUGAUUGGGGGACAAACGACAUUUAUAUUUUUUUAAUCUACUUACGGCUCUUCGUUGUCCGGCACUUCGUUAUCCGGGUGACAGCUGCCAAAAUCUGGCGGUUGAUGUAUUCAAAACGAUUUUUUUUAACGAAAUAUGCAGUUUGUCCAGAGUGAAUUAAUGUGUCAUUUUCAUUUUAUCAAAGUUUUUGACACACAAUCGUGCUACAAAAUGAAACAUAAACACACCACAAAGAAAAUUCUGUUGUUUUUCGACAGAAAACAAAUUCCCACAGCAGAAAACAUAAAAAAAAACGUUGACCAGAUUCAAAAAACCAAAAUGUCAUUUUGUCCUUACAUCAGCAGGAUUAUAUGUUUUAUUUGACGUUUAUUCAGUUUCAACGGUUCUUGCACAACUCUUCUAAAUAUUCCCAAGGAUAAGCCUGAAUCUAUUUAGGCCGUACGGUACAAUGAAAUAAUUAUGACGAUGGCCACACCUUUUAGAUCGAGAAAAUGUUAUCAAAUCGAAAUUCACAUGCUUUACCUUCUCAAAUUGUUUACAUAAAUCUAUUUUACUCUUUCGCACUCUUCUUCUUCUUUUGAAUAUCACAUCAAAUUAAAUUUAGUUCAAUCGAAUUUUCAGUCCGAAAGAGUGGGAUAGACUUAUAUAAAUCAUUUCAGACAGUAAGGGACACCAAUAUUGAUUUCAUGAAAUUUUACCGAUCUAAAAGGAGGCCCAGAAGCAUAACAGAAUCUGAUUUUGAAUUUUGAGGUUUCCUCAUAGUUUCAGAUGGACAGAGAAAAAUAAAACCAGAUAAAGGAUCGAAAAGAACAACGAAAAAGAGAAGAACACUUCGUUACUAUUUUCUUUUAUCCAUCUGUAACAGAGAGAAAAUUUCAAAGUUCGAAAUUAGAUUCUGUUCAAAAUUAUCCCAUUGUACGCAAUAGAAUUUUUUACUCAUAGGUUUGAUUUUGUUAAUUAAGAAUCUAAACCUGGCUAAAAGCAUAAAUUUCCCUGCUAGAUAUUCGGACUUUUAUUUCGUUUUUAUUUUUUUAAUAUUCUUUAUUUAGCUGGGUUUCAAUAAACAUUUUUUUAUAAAUUGAAAAUACUAAUUUAUAAGAAACAAGGGUAACUGUACCAAAUUUCGACCAGCUUGCAAUCUCGGACACUUCUUGUUCUUUUCUGCCCUUAAAUUUUCACGAACUUUUAAUUUUUUCAUAUUUUAGUGAUUAUACAAUGCAAAAAAAUACAAAAUUAGCAAUUAACGGGCUUGCUAUCAGUCUUCUUGUAGCAGUCAAGUGCUGCAAUUAAUCUGAAUAUUUUUCUCUUAGCAAAAAUCACAGGACACUACUGUCCUGGGUCAAUAAAUUAUUUAUUUAUUUAUCAUAUUUUUUUUUUUAUUAAGGCUGCUAUUCUGCCAUCUUUAUAAUUUUGUAAGAUUUUGCGGAAUUUGGAAUUCUUAUUAGAGUCAAUCCAAGAUUGAGCAAUUCUGCCGCCAAGAAAUUUUAUAGCAAAAAUCGAACAAGAUAUAAAAAGUUUGGAGACUUGUCGGGCAGCGUCAUCUGCGGAAUUAUUUGACUGUGUGCUUACAGUUGUUUGUUAUUUUUCACGAAAAAAGCAUUAAAAUAUCUUUAAAGGUAAUUAUAUUCAAUUCAACCUUGACAAAACUUUCACUUUAUAAAAUUUAAAAGUACCUCUAAACUUUCCUUGGAUAGUACAAGAAAAUGUAUGGAACUGUCAAAGAAUUUUUGGAUGAAUUGAAAAAUUCUUGGAUGUAUAAUAUGAUAAUUUGAAAAUUUUGUUGGAGACUUUAUAACAACGUCUAAAAUAUUUGGAGAGUACUAAUAUUUUAGAACUUUAUAUUUUUUCUGUGAGAAUACCAAAUUUCUUAGAUCUUGCUCAGUUACAAAAUUAUAAAGAUGGCAGAAUAGCAGCAUAAGUACACUGAAAAAAAAACGGGGGUGCGAUUAACUUUUUUUCCGCAUAAGUUUAACGCUUUUUAGGUGUAAAAAUAUAUCAACAUUUUUUAAUGUUAAAUUUACACCUUUUGUUUGAAGGGUAAAAUGAACAUGAAAAAGGUAACUUUAACCCCUAAUACACCUGAAAAGCAUAAUAUUUACAUGGAUUUCGGAUCAAUACUACAGGGUAAAAUAAACAUUUCCGGAAUGUUAUUUUAACUUUUUCGGAUUUCUCUCAAUGUUAGAAAUCUUCGUAGUAGACGGAUCGUUUCGAAAGCUCCCUGUAUUUUUGAAAAUGAGAAAAACCCAAGGGGUAACUCGUAUUGAGAAACCCUUGCCAGUUUUCUGAGAAACGCUUCGCGAAACCUGAGAAUUUAACUCGAGAAACGAGAAACCCUUACCCUUGGGAGUAAGUUACCUCUUGGAAGAAACGCCCACUCAAUUAAUUAUUAGUACAUUAUAAGUACUCGACCUAAUUCCCCUGUUUUUUUGUCACUUGUCCAUACGCUACGAUAUGAAGAAAUGUCUACGUUUCGUCCACUUUGUGUCAUUUCUGUAAAAGUUAAAAUUGAAUUCAAUCCAUAUUAUUUAUUCAUCGAAAGAACGCAUUCUUCUUUCGUUGCGGCCAUUGCCGUCUUAGCGUUGCUUCCAACGAAAUCCGGGACGAAAACGAUGGAAAAUGCCGUGUCUUGUUUUGCAAUCCUAAGAUUGUUUGGAAGUCUGGACUGAGCAAACUGUGAUGCUUGGAGCCAAGCCUAUAAGGCUGUUCGGGUCUAAGGCUAACAAUAAAUCAUAUUUAGAGGGAAAUGGGGUACCUUUGAAAGUAGGGUACCUUUGAAAUUGGGAUUUUUCACUUAUUUUUAAAUAAAAUUGAUCCCUAUCGUGAUAUAAUUUAACUCCACAAAUAGAUUGUGAAGCUACAUUACAUUAUGAUAUAGCUCAGUUCCAUUUACAAAUAGGAGAAAAUCCUAAUUUCAAAGCUGCCCACAUGCAACGGUGCCCCACUUCCCCCUACAUUGAGGUCAGGAGACCUCUAAAGGCUAUUGGGUCCAUUUCAGCCAAAACAUGGCAGACUUAUACCCUCGUUAUAUGACGUACAUAUCUAGCCAGGUUUUGUUAUUUGCAAUAAAAUUUCUUUUUGGGGCGUGGCCUAUAUUUUAAUUCACGCAAUUACUUCAAACACCUCAAUUGGUUUAACAGAGUAAAUAAUUAGAUAUCUCAAGGCUCAGGAUUGGAAUUUUGGUCUUUGUCUGAUCUUCGUAUCUCCAAAAGGGGACGUGUGCUGAAAUUAUUUAUGGGCGGAGCUUUUUUGGAAGUUCCAAACUACUUGCUUGAGUACUGGUUCUUAAGAAUAAAUACAGCAUUGAAAUGUUGGUUAAAAAAUUGAGAUAGUUAUUGAAAAAUAGUUCAUUCGCAUAAAAUAAAUAUUUACUAAUUUUCUUCUCUUGACUAAUCUGUAUAAUAUUUUUAAAAGUUUCUCAGAUAUUUUAUUUGCAUUCUGUCUUUCUUUUCAAAAAGAAAAGUAUACACUAUACUGUAUACAAAUUAAUGAAAUGGUAAAGAUCGGAUGUGACUUUGAUUAUUAUUUGUCACAUAAAAAUUUUUGUAAAAGGAGAAUGAUUAAUUUUUAAUUAAAGAUUAGCUCCCCACCGCUAAUUUAAAAAAAAAAGAAAAAUCGAGAAAAAACGAUUUAAAAUGAAAAGAAACUAUGAUUAAAAAAAAUUGUAGAUGAUGAUUUUUAUUUAAGAAAAAUCACCUUUUAGUUUUUCAUUUAUUACUAUAGACAUUAGUGAAGAAUACGAAGAGGAGGAAGAAAAGCUGUAAGUGAGAGAAAGAGAGAAAGAAGGGAAAAAGUGUUUACAAUAUAUUAGUAAUUUCAUUAAAAUGUAGUUAAGUACGAGAUAGUAAUUGAUGAGAUAAGGAUAAAUGUGAAAGAAAGAGCCUCUAGUACUUUUGCCAUUUUGAUCUUUUUUUUUAAUAACCCUUAAUUUAAUUAAACAAAAUCUUAUUUAAUAAUUUAGUAAUUUUAUUUGUAAUGUAUAAUCUUCUUGAUUAUCUCUGAUUCUGCCUCAACUAGGUUGAAAAAAAAUAUAUUAAAACAAAUGAAUAAAUAGAAGAAAAUGAAACGUCCUGAACUUUUUAAUUAUUUUUUGCUUAAAUUUAUUAAGAAAAUAAAAUGAUAUAAAAGAAAAGAAAAAAUAACUAGAAGAAAACUCUAACUUUUAUGUGAUUUUAGAAUCAUUUUAUCUUGUGUAGUUUUUUUUUUUAAUUUAAUGAAAAUGAGAGAAGAAAACUUUAAUAAUUAUAAUUUUAAUAAGCGACACAAGUGAAAAUAGUAUAAAAUAAAAAAAUAGUGAAAAUCACAUAAAAUAAAAGAAAUUCUAACUAAAAAAUAAACUGAUCUCGUUUUUAAUCAAGUAUAAAUUAAUGUGUGAGAAAGUUAAGAGCAAAACCACAAUAUUACUAUUUACAAUUCAAUUGGCCAUUUUUUUUAAUUAUUAAAUCUUAUUUUAAUUCGUAGAUUUUUUU